Toxotes jaculatrix (banded archerfish) is the source of this 4512-nucleotide messenger RNA. RefSeq names its product integrin, alpha 2b (gene itga2b). The transcript is spliced from 31 exons. Gene Ontology annotation, biological process: integrin-mediated signaling pathway; angiogenesis; cell-matrix adhesion. Gene Ontology annotation, cellular component: integrin complex; external side of plasma membrane. NCBI's taxonomy places the organism in Eukaryota, Metazoa, Chordata, Actinopteri, Toxotidae. Gene Ontology annotation, molecular function: integrin binding. The coding region runs from base 21 to 3116 and encodes 1031 amino acids. The record is from RefSeq and is a predicted model, not a curated record.
UGAGACAGACAGGUGGUGGGAUGUGUGUCAGACAGACAGGUGUGAUGUGUGUGUUCAGGUGUGUGUGUAUACUGCUGUGUGUGUGUGAGAGAGUGUGUGUGUGUCUGAACCUGUUGGAUGAAGUUGUGAUGUUCAGCGGACCGACAGGAAGUCUGUUUGGAUUCUCUGUCGACUUUCACACCAUCAACAACAAGUCCUUUGCUGUGAUUGGAGCUCCCAAAGCCAACACCAACCAAUCAGGAGUGACGGAGGGAGGGGGUGUGUUUCUUUGCCCCUUGUCACCUGGAGGCGGGGCCUGUGACAUCAUCAAUUUUGACCUGAAAGGUGAUGAGAUGUUCAGCAGCUCCGGCCUGUUCUUUCACACCUUUAAGACUCAGCAGUGGUUUGGAGCUUCAGUUCGAUCACUCAGCAGCACACACUUACUGGCAUGUGCUCCACUGUUUCAUUGGAAUGUUAAGGGGGGAGGGGCGGAGUCAGGGAAAACACCUGUGGGGAACUGCCUUCUACUGGACCACAGGACAGGAAGCUCCUCCUCCUUCUCUCCGUGCAGAGGAAGCAUGAUGGAGGCUGAUUACAAACGCAUGAAAAAUAGAAACGACCAGCGCUACUGUGAGGUCGGCUUCAGCGCUGACAUCACUAAGGAGGGUCGGCUCGUGCUGGGUGCUCCUGGAAGCUUUUAUUUCCAGGGUCAGGUUUUCACAGUGGGUGUGAGUAAGAUCAUCAACAGUGAGCACAGCGACAGUCCCAUCCAGUAUGUGGGAGGCAUCAGCCAAUCGGACGAGAGAGGAGAUUAUGACCUUUACCGUGGUUACUCUGUGGCCAGUGGUCUGCUGACUGGAGACGCCACACCAGAUUAUCUGGUCGGAGUUCCCAAUGACAGAAACACUGCAGGAACAGUGCACAUCUACGAUGGCAGGAGCACUGGAUCCCUGAGUGUUUACCACGUCUUCCAGGGAGCUCAGGUGGCAUCAUACUUUGGACACAGUGUGGCCGUGGCUGACAUCAACAGUGACGGUUUGGAUGAUGUGUUGAUCGGAGCUCCUCUGUACAUGGACAGGGUGAUGGAGCAGCUGCAGGAGAGAGGACAGGUGGUUGUGUACCUGCAGAGAAGACACGCCUACUUUGCCUCUCAACCUGACCAAUCACUGAUCGGCCUCUCCUUGUAUGGGCGGUUUGGCUCCGCCCUCGCUGUUCUGGGUGACCUGGAUAUGGACGGUUUCCACGAUGUGGCUGUGGGGGCGCCCUGGUCAGGCGAAGAUGGGUGGGGCCAGGUGUUUAUCUACCUGGGCAACAGUAACGGUCUGUCAGCCACACCCUCUCAGGUGAUUGACAGCCCAUUGCCUAGCAGCAGGGCAGCGUUCGGAUUUACUCUGAGGGGCGGGGCUGAUAUUGACGGGAAUGGAUACCCAGACCUGCUGGUUGGAGCGUGGGCUGCAAACCGAGCUUUCGUGUACAGGUCCCGGGCAGUGAUCCGGUCCAGAGUUUCUCUCACUCUACUUCCAGACUUCCUGAAUCCAGAUGUCAAACUGUGUCAUGCAGCAAACACGCCUGUCUCCUGUUUUGUUUUCCAGGUGUGUGUCUAUGUGUCUGGUCACAGAAUCCCACAGGAGACAGUAUUGGGGGCAGAGCUGCAGCUGGACAAGAUGAAGCAGCCAAUGGCACAACGGACUCUGCUGCUGUCAACCAAUCAGCCACAGGAGACGAUGAAGCUGAUGGUUCAGAGGGAGGUGGGCGUGGCCUGUGUGAAUCAGACAGCCUACCUGAGGUCUGAAGAGGAGGUUCAUGAUAAGUUGAGUCCAAUCUUCAUCACCUUUGACAUUAGCCUCCUGAAUACUACCCAGCAUGCUUUGCUUCAUGGACAAACACACGCUGCUGCACAGACCAGAAUUAUUCUGGACUGUGGAGACGACAACAUCUGUGUUCCUGACUUGAAGCUGAGGGCUGAACCUGUGUCAGACAGUGUGUUUGUCGGUGAUGAUCAGUCGGUGUUGUUGUCAGUGUCGGCAGGAAAUGAUGGUGAGGGGGCGUACGAGACUGAGCUGGUGGUGCGAGUCCCCGAACACACACACUUCCAGAGCAGCCAGGGUGUGAACAGGCUGGUGUGUGUUCAGAGGAAGGAGAAUCAGACCAUCAUCGUGACCUGUGACCUCGGCAACCCCAUGAGACCAGGACGCACACUGCAGACAGGUCUUUUGUUCAGUGUGGGUCGUCUGGAGGACGUAGAGAGUCACAUCACCUUCCACCUCCGAAUCAGGAGUAAGAACCAGAUGAAUUCCAGCAGUAACGAGGUCACUGUGAAGGUUCAGGUGAGAGCUGAGGCGACACUGGAGAUCAGAGGAGGCUCCUUACCUCCAGAAGUUCUCCUGCCCCUCCCUGCUUGGCAGCCUGCAAUGCAUCCUGGGAGUUUAGAGGAAGUAGGUCCACUGGUGGAACAUGUUUAUGAGUUGAGAAACCAGGGUCCGAGUGUGGUCAACGUCCGGCUGACGGUGGACUUCCCCUCCAUCUGGCAACGUCACUUCCUGCUCUACAUCUUCGCCAACGCCUCCGAAGAAUCACUGAGCUGCUGGACCCUGAACGCAUCGCAGAUAGACCCCUACAAGCUGGUUGGAAACUCCUCCAGUGUGUCUGUAGUUUCUCCAUUGAUCCAGCAGGAGGAGACAAAGUCCCACAGACGAACUGUCCAUGUGAACUGCAGCAGCAGUGAGACGGGGUGUGUCAGGUUUGUGUGUGAUGUCAUGGCGUUGGAGCGGGGCUUCAGUGCUGUCGUCAGAAUCUCAGCCCGACUAUGUACACACACACUCAUACAGACUCCGUACUUGAACUAUGAGCUUGUUUCCUCUGCUUCGUAUGAUGUCAUCAAUGCGUCAUCAAAGGUUCAACCAAUAGUGCUGCAGAGUGGACACACACAGACUAAGAUCAGUGUGUUGUGGCGUCCUCCUGAUAGAGAGAACGAUGUUCCUAUUGGCUACAUCAUCCUGUCAAUCAUCUCUGGACUCCUCCUCCUGGGUCUGCUGUGUUUUAUCUUCUGGAAGCUGGGUUUCUUUCAGAGAACACGCCCCCCCACUGGUGAUGAGGAUGAUGAAGAAGAGGCUGAGGAGAGUCACAUGACUGAAUAACACACACACACACACACACACAGAGUAUUUCUCACAUGACACUGGACAUGAACACAUGAUGUCUGUGUGAUGUUUGUUUCACACACGUUUCUUUCACACGUCACCUUUAAUCACUAUUGAGAGAAGUUAGACUCAAAAUAGUCACGUCUCACAUGACACACGCACACACACGCAUGCACACGCACACACACGCACAAAUAAAAGAUAAGUUUCACAGUGUGUCUGAAACAGUUUUUCUCGGGUUUAAUUUCUCUCCAGAAUUCAAACACAGAAACUACUUCCUGAAUCGUGUGUUCACGAGUUCACAACCUUUUAGGCCUGAGCACACGGGUGGGGUUCCAAAGCUCUGGGUGGGGGUCCAGUCUGAGGCUCAGGUUCCGAGAAACGGGCCACUGAGUCAGAUUGCAGGAGGGGGGGCUGCGCCUUUACUCCGACCCCCCCUCAGGAUUCCCAGCUGGGUGCAGUCCGCAGCGCUCUGCUGUAGCUGGGAACAGCUGCUGUGAGUAAACAUCUGUUAGCGUGUGAGGGGAACAGACCUGACCUCAGUCGCAGUCGGUCAGACAUGUUUGAAUUUUUGAGUCGAAUCUGGACGCGAUCGGGCAGCGCGAACCGAUUACCCACCUGCAAACACGCCAAUGAAAAAGAGAGGGUGGGACACAGGAAGUAGCAGAUUAAUCUCUCCCCGUCCACCUGUUUACUUCUUCCUCUUCCUCUUCUUCUUCUUUCCACCAACUGUUUGUGUUGUUCAGUUUGCUGGAGUUGGUUUAACAUCGUGUCGUCUGUGAUUCCUCGUCAGACGCAGGUGUUAAGUGUGUGAUCCUGAGUGUGUUAGUGUGUCAGUGUGUCAUAGUGUGAACCUGUGGCAGUGAACGUUGUGUAGUGUGUCUCCAGCUUAAAGGUGGAGGAGCUCAACACUCAGCUCCUGUGAGUCUGUCUCUUUAAAUCAAAUCAGUCGAAUUCAGUUUUUUCUUUUUGCUUGAAGCUUCAUUUGUUCCUUCCAUCGUCCAUGACUCUCGGAUCACAGUCACACAGCUGAGCACAUCUGGAUUUUAUCACCACAACAACAUCAACUGAAGUUCCACAACUCAAAAUUACAAACGUUCCUCGUGUUUGACAAAGAGUCUGAGUUUCCAGCCUGACAGAUGGAGCUCACACUGAUCCUAUUAACACACACACACACAGUGAAACACACUGAGACUCAUCAUGUGUUUCCAUGGAAACCACCUGUGGAUUCAUUUUUCUUUCAUUGUUGUUUUUUACUCCUGGAAUUUGCAUUAAUUUAUAAUAAAAUACUGAAACUUUGGAAACUUUAAAUACAAAGAAGAGUAAAGUUUAUUUUGGUGCUGCAAGAAAGAAGGAAGGAAGGGAAGAAGGGAAGAAGGAGAGGAAGAAAGGG